CAUAAUUAUAAGUAUUUAAUAUUACUCUAUUCGUAUUAAGCACCCAGCGUUCCUCACCGGCAGCCCCGAAUCUCCGCGACAAGCUCCUCUCCUCUCGGACCCACCCACCGCUGCGGUGCGGGCCGCCCUCCGGAUCCCGCCCACGGAGGCAAAUGAGCGCCCUGACGGCGUGCCGAGCGGGCUCCCGCUGCUGGCAGAGCUGGCUCUCCCAGGUCGGCCCCGCUUCGCGGCACCGCAGCCCCCAGCGAGUAGCAGGGGCGUUCCCGGCCCGCCGCCUCUCCUCCAUGGCCGCCACCAUCCGCUUCUCACCAGCCACCCGCAGCCUCUUCGAUGAGCCGCUGGGCAUCACCGUGCAGGGCCUCAGCCCACGGCAGCAGGUCACCCUGCGGGCGUCCCUGCGGGACGAGGGGGGCGAGCUGUUCGAGGCCCACGCCCGGUACCAGGCGGCGGAGGACGGCGAGCUGGACCUGGCCCGCUGCCCCGCGCUGCCAGGAGGCAGCUUCAGCGGCCUGGAGCCCAUGGGGCUGCUGUGGGCGCUGCAGCCCCGCAAGGCCUUCUGGCGGCUGGUGAAGAAGGACGUGCAGACCCCUUUCCUCCUGCGGCUGGAGGUGCUGGAGGGCCACGGGGAUGACCCCGGGCGGCUCCUGGCCCAGGCUCAGCACGAGCGGGCGUUCCUGCGCGACGGGGUGCGCAGGGUGCCGGUGCGAGACGGGAGGAUCAGGGCAACGCUCUUCCUGCCC
This is a messenger RNA of Lagopus leucura (white-tailed ptarmigan), 740 nucleotides long. Its product is annotated as acyl-coenzyme A thioesterase 2, mitochondrial-like. Lineage: Eukaryota; Metazoa; Chordata; Aves; Galliformes; Phasianidae. The transcript has a single exon. The annotation marks the transcript as partial. Gene Ontology annotation, biological process: acyl-CoA metabolic process; fatty acid metabolic process. Gene Ontology annotation, molecular function: fatty acyl-CoA hydrolase activity. The record is from RefSeq and is a predicted model, not a curated record.